This is a messenger RNA of Dromaius novaehollandiae (emu), 2021 nucleotides long. It is a transcript of the gene ZNHIT2, whose product is annotated as zinc finger HIT-type containing 2. Bases 121 to 1194 code for a protein of 357 amino acids. The record is from RefSeq and is a predicted model, not a curated record. The transcript has a single exon. Lineage: Eukaryota; Metazoa; Chordata; Aves; Casuariiformes; Dromaiidae.
GCGGCCUCGAGGGGUGACGGAAAGAGCCGAACGUCCCCGAGAGGCGCCGAAGCGCGACCGGAAGGAGCCGAACGCGGCCGGAAGGAGCCGAGCGCCGUGAGGGAGACGGCGGCGCCUAAGAUGGCGGCGGCGGCGGAGGAGCCGUGCGACCUGUGCGGCGCCGCGGCGGCACCUUACACCUGCCCGCGCUGCAACCGCCGCCUCUGCUCCCUGCCCUGCUACCGGGGCCACGGCGGCUGCGCCGAGGCCUUCUACCGGCAGCAGGUGCUGGAGGCGCUGGAGGCCGAGCGCGGCGGCCCCCCUCCGGGCCGGGCCCGGCUGGAGGCGGCGCUGAGGCGGCUGCAGCAGCUACGCGAGGCCGAGGAUGAGGAGGCGCCGCUAGGCCGCGGCCUCUGGGAGCGCCUCAGCCCGCAGGAGCAGGCCGCUUUCCAGCGCCUGGUGGAGACGGGCGACGUGGCCGCCUUGGUGCCGCCUUGGAGACCGUGGUGGUGGCGGCGGAGCCGCCCGGAGCGGCUGGUGGAGGAGGUGGGGGAGCCCCCGGGAGAAGGAGGAGAGGAGGAGGAGGAGGACGAAGGCCCCGCGCCGCCCGCCGCCGUGCCCCCGCUGCUCUCGCUGCGCCGCCAGCCGCCAUCGCCGCUGCUGCGCUUCCAGGUGCCCAACGCGCUGUGUGGCUACGCCUUCGCCCUGGCGCUGCACAACGGCGACGAGGCGCUGCUGCCCGAGCUGCCCGCCGCCGCCCUCGACGUCUCCGGCGCCCUGGGCGCCCGGCAGGUCUUCGCCUCCACCGCCGAGGCCUUGCAGGCCGCGCUGGCCGCCGUGGCCGCCCGCGGCUACCCGCAGUGUCCGCUGGGCGCCGCGGGGCCGGCGCGGGCGGCGGCGCAGCUGCUGCGGGGCGAGCGGGCGGCGGCGGCGGCGCUGGGCCACCUCGCCGGGCUGCUGCGCCGGGCGGCGAAGCUGCUGCCGCCGGAGGAGCGGCGGCGGUUCCGCGGCGCCGGGAAGAAGUGCGAGUUCCUGGCGGCCUGGAGCCGCGAGAACCCCGGCGUCCUGCGGCUGCUGGCGGCCGAGGCCGAGGCCGAAGCCGAGCGGCACCGGCGGGCGCUGGGCGAGGUGAGCGCUGGCAGCCGGCGCCUGGAGAGCGUCUGGGGCGGCAAGCGGCCCCCCGAGAGGAAGCCCCUCGUCGAGGAGCUGGACUAACGAGCGGCCCUCGUCAAGGAGCCGGGCUAACGAGCGCCCGGAAGGGCCCCUUGUCAGGGAGUCGGGCUAACGAGCGCUGGAAAGAGGUGCCACUCAUCGAGGAAUUGGACUAAAGAGCUCCAAAAUGACACUGCAGAAGAACCCACUCAUUAAGGAAUUGGGCUAACGAGCCCCCCAAACCACCACCAGGCAAGGAGCCGCUCAUUAAGGAAUUGGGCUAACGAGCCCCCCAAACCACCACCAGGCGAGGAGCUGCUCAUUAAGGAAUUGGGUUAAUGAGCCCCAAAAAUGACACUGGGGAAGGAGCUGCUCGUCAAGGAACUGGGCUAACGAGCCCCCAAAAUGCUGCUGGGGAAGGAGCCGCUCAUUAAGGAAAAGGGCUGACGAGCCCCCAAAAAUGACAGUGGGGGAGGAUCUGCUCAUUAAGGAAAUGGCCUAACGAGCCCCCCCCAAAUCACCACUGGGUGAGGAGUUGCUCAUUAAGGACCGGGGCUAACGAGCCCCCCAAAUCACCACUGGGUGAGGAGUUGCUCAUUAAGGAAAUGGCCUAACGAGCCCCCCCAAAUCACCACUGGGCGAGGAGCUGCUCAUUAAGGACCGGGGCUAACGAGCCCCCCAAAAGCAUUUCCUUGAGGAAGGAGCCGCUCGUUAAUGAACCGGCCUAACGAACAUCCGAAAGACGCCCCUGAGGGAAGGACCCGCUCGUUAGGGAACGGGGCUAACGAAGAGCUCCCCGAUGAACAGAGCUAAUGCUGGGCUGCAUGCAGGGCGGGUGGGGGGACCCUGGCUAAAUAAACCCCAGUGGGCCAGGCCGCUAACGAGCAGCA